CGCGGACAUUUGCGAAAUCUGUGCGAUUCUCUUGGGAUCACAAAGAUUUGGGGCCGUGUUGGGACUCGUUUGGGGCUCCACGAGGGCCGAAUCGAGCCCCAAGAUAGCCCCGAUACGCAAUCCGUAGCCAUUUUGGCUCAAGCUAUUCUAGCUUAGAACUGUUUUUGCCCACGCCUGUUGAGUUCUGGGCUUUUGCAUAAACUGUCCCCUUGGCUUUGAUUGGUAUUUUUGUUUGCGCCGAUGGCCGUGAUCCUGGCGAUUCUCCUCGCCUGUGCCGUGCGCACAGCCGCAUGGCGUUCCGAGGACACCUUGCCGGCCACGUCGUCGUUUGUAGAGUAUGCUGGCAAGUUCUGCUUUGACUACACGCCCCGCGGCGCCGGCAACGAGACCGCAGGCACAGAUGAUGCAGGCCUUCUGGAGCUUCAUGUCUGGGGCGAGGUAGAGCGUGCAGAGGAUGCUGACCACGAGCUGUACUUCAUGGUCUUCGACGACGAGUCCGAGCACUGGGGGCGCGUGCGAGGCCACCUGGAGGGUGCGAGCUGCGAGGAGCACCUCGCCGCCGCCACCCGCGCUGUGCCGCUCUCGCCUGGGCUCGCGGCCCCGCCCUUCGAGCUCACCUCGGAGCUGCUGAUCAAGGAGCACAUACGGCCCAGGUUCUGGCACUUCGAGUUCGUGAACUGCGGCCGGGGCGUGGCGCGGCCCCUGUCCUACUCGCUGCACGCGCGGAACACACACCAGGGCCUCCAGGCCGAGUUCGGCAUGAACGAGCACGGGUCGCUGUCGGCGAGCGCCUGCUUCGGGCUGCUCUUCUGCGCGCUCCUCGGGGCCGCCUGGGCCAGCAGGAGGGGCGAGAGCCGCUCGCGGCCUCUCCUCCGCCUCCUGGAGGGCUCGGCCGUCUGCUCGGCCGCGGGCUGCCUCUGCAUCGCCCUCAGCCAUGCGGCGUUCGCCCAGGACGGCAGGGAGCUCGUCCUGCUCAGGGUCCUCGGCGUGCUCUGCGCCUGCGCCGCGAAGGCCAUCCUCGUCCUGCUCCAGUUCUUGGUGGCGAAGGGCCUGGCGCUGGUCUACGGAGAGGAGGAGCAGCGCCUCCGCGCGGGGAUCACGGCCGCGCUCGCCGCCAUCUUCCUGCUGUCGGUGGGCUCCGAGAUCUACGGGGAGUUCUUCCGCGACCAGAGCGCCAGCCUCUACCUCUACGAGUCCUGGCCCGGCACCCUCAUCCUCGGCCUCAACCUCUGCCUCCUGGGUGCCGCCUGGGUGUCGACGUGGGACUCGUACUCCAAGGAGUCCGCGAGGGAGGUCCGCGCCUUCUACCGCCUCGCCUCGGUGGCCAACGGGGUCUACUUCGCCUCGCUGCCCGCCGUGUGUCUGCUGGCGAGCCUCCUGUCCCCGUGGGUGCGCUCGAAGUACGUCGAGAGGGUGGAGCUCACGGCGCGCCUGGCAGCUUCGGCCCUCUUCUUGCUCUGCCUCUGGCCCUCCCGCCUCGACGCGCUGGUCGGGGCCCGCCCCUCCAAGGGUCCGGCGCCGCUCGACUUCGAGGAGAGCGCCGACGAGGAGGAGGGCAGAGCGCUGGACGACUCCGAGCGGGAGCACCUGGACGAGCGGGGCGCGCCCCUCCUGUGAGAGCGGAGGCGUGGGCCGCGCACCGCCCCCCGGCGAGGCGGGUCGCCGAGGGCGGCUCGGCGGCCCCCCGGUCCGUGGCCUCCUGGGCUCCGAGCGCGCCCGUGGUGCAUGUCCCUGUCGACCGAAGUGCGAGGGUUGCUGUCUGCCGCUUGGGCGUGGGCCACGUGUCCGCCCUGCCACGCCGUGGCAGGCCAAGGCCCACUCCGCGUGUCCGCCGAAUUCGUCGCCGAUGAGCAGAGCCCGCAGCCAAGGUCUCCUUCUCCCCCUCAACGGGUCCCGAUCCUCCCUCCCCACCCGUCCUCUCCUCCAGCGCCGGCUGCUCGAGCCUGGACUAUUGGUCCGUCCUGCCGCUCUCGCGCCGCGCCGCUGUGAACCGCUGCUCCGAAGGUCAGACAUUCUGAUUUGCAGCCUCGGUCAUAUGUGCCAUGCUGUUUAGUGCCUGCCACGACUGCAGUCGAAGGGGCCCGACAACAAGUUGGGCUUGCUUUUUUUUGAAUUGAGGUCUGAGAGACCAGCAGGUCGCCCAGGAGGCAUCCCCCCCCCAAAAAAACAAAGAUAGUCCCGAUACGCAAUGACGGUGCGCGCGUUGGCCCACGG
This is a messenger RNA of Prorocentrum cordatum, 2214 nucleotides long. The record is from the annotation of a GenBank genome assembly. NCBI's taxonomy places the organism in Eukaryota, Dinophyceae, Prorocentrales, Prorocentraceae.